Messenger RNA from Striga asiatica, 1473 nucleotides. The record is from the annotation of a GenBank genome assembly. NCBI's taxonomy places the organism in Eukaryota, Viridiplantae, Streptophyta, Magnoliopsida, Lamiales, Orobanchaceae.
AUGGUUUGGCCCUCAAUUUCCAUGGUGGAAAAACUCAAACUAGGAAAGCCUGGUGCGAAUAAAGAAAACCAUCCCAAAAAGAACACUCUGUACCCUUCUCUCUCUGCUUUCAUCUGCUCAUAUCCUUCCCCAAAUAAGAGAGAGAAAGUAGAGAAAGAAGAGAAAAAGAAGAAAAAAUCUCCCAAAAAGCAAAGCACAAAUUUGCCCCAAUUUGGGAUUUGCAAUUCAAUUCCUCGCCCUUCAAUUUUCUCCCCAAUUUCUGUUGUGGCGGACCUCCGAGGAACCCUAGCGUUCCUCCUCUCGCCGGCGUGCUCCUCCGAUUGUCCCCAUUUGAAAUCGAAGAGGAGAAAGCACGGAUUUCUAUACAGAGGGACGACGAAAAUGCUGUGGGUGAUGAGAUUAUCCGGGUUCAUAUCCGCCGCGAUGGUGAUGGUCGUGCUUUCCCCUUCCCUUCAAUCCUUCCACCCGGCGGAGGCAAUCAGAUCCUCUAACCUCGAUCCGUACCUGAGGCUCCCGGCCGCCGCGCACUCGCUCGACAAAUUCUCCUUCCGGCGGGCUCCGGAUUUCCGCAAUGCUCCCGAAUGCCGGCCGUCAAAAUCGGAAGAAUCCGGCGUCUGCGACCCCUCUCUGGUCCACGUCGCGAUUACUCUUGACGUCGAAUACCUGCGCGGCUCGAUCGCCGCCGUUCAUUCUAUUCUCCAGCAUUCGAAAUGCCCUGAGAGUGUCUUCUUCCAUUUCCUGGUCUCCGAGACGGGCCUCGAAACCCUAGUCCGAUCCUCCUUCCCCCAAUUGAAGUUCAAAGUGUAUUAUUUCAACCCGGAGCGCGUCCGGAGCCUCAUUUCGAGCUCCGUGAGGCAGGCGCUCGAGCAGCCGUUGAACUACGCCCGGAAUUACCUCGCCGACCUUCUAGAAGCCUGCGUGACCCGGGUAAUUUACUUGGAUUCAGAUCUGGUCGUCGUCGACGACAUUUCGAAGCUGUGGAGGACGAGCUUGGGGAAGAAAACAAUCGGCGCGCCCGAGUACUGCCACGCAAAUUUCACGAAGUAUUUCACCGAGCAUUUCUGGUCGGACUCGAGAUUCUCCAGCGUGUUCUCCGGCCGGCGGCCGUGCUACUUUAACACGGGGGUGAUGGUGAUAGAUCUGGGGAAAUGGAGGCGGUUGGGGUACACGCGCCGCAUAGAGGCGUGGAUGGAGACGCAGAAGACGAGUUCGAGCCGGAUCUACGAACUCGGCUCGCUGCCGCCGUUCCUGCUGGUGUUCGCCGGACGCGUGGCGCCGAUCGAGCACAGGUGGAACCAGCACGGGCUGGGCGGGGACAACGUGAGGGGGAGCUGCAGGGACCUCCACGCGGGUCCAGUGAGCCUGCUGCACUGGAGCGGCAGCGGCAAGCCGUGGCUCCGGCUCGACUCUAAACAGCCGUGCCCGUUAGACUCACUGUGGGCGCCGUUCGACCUGUACGGAUACUCGGCGUGA